AUGGCCUUUACGCAACAACAGAUCUCUACUCUUAUAAUCAUUGAGAGAGUCACCGCUAGUAUAUCACUCACUGCAACACUUCUCCUUUUCACUACUUUCCUUCUCGUCAAGGAAUUGCGCACGCUGUCGAACACCCUCAUUUUCUACGCUUCCUUUGCGAAUGUCUUUGCAAACGUUGCGGCGCUCAUUGGAGGGGAGGCUUUGAGGAAUGAGAAUGGUGCUUUAUGUCAGUUUCAGGGAUUUUUGUUGGAGAUGUGAGUUCGAUGUUGGGAAUUGCUGCUUGUUGAUGAGGGUGUGCUGAUAUGAGUAGGUUCAUGCAAUCGGAUCCGAUGUGGAGUUGUGCUAUGGCUGUAAAUGUAUAUCUUGUCUUCUUUCAUCGUUAUGAUGCCCAUCGAUUGAAGAGGUUAUACUGGCUUUAUGGGUUGAUUUGUUAUGGAUUGCCUUUCAUACCAGCUAUAUUUUGUCUACUGUAUAAAACGAAACAGAAGGGGAAGAUGUAUGGGAAUGCGACUGUAAGUGUCAAUCCUUCAUUCGUCAUCUCCUUCAUUGAACGGGGGGAAGUUACUGAUGGUUUUGGGCAGCUUUGGUGUUGGAUAGACAACGAAUGGGCAGCUGUAAGAAUCUACUCCUACUACGCGCCCGUCUGGCUCGCUAUCCUCAUCUCUCUCCUCGUCUACCUCCGAGUCGGGAUUGAGAUUUUCCAAAAGCGAUCCGAACUUCGCGCCGCCAUAGAGAGCAACCCAAAGUCAACGCAUCACACAGCCACCGCACCGUACAUCCCAAUGCCUGCAUUUUCAGGAACUCGAACAACAGAAGUACAAGUUACAAGCGACCGCAAACACUCCAUCCCGUCCCCCACCCUCGAAAGACCAUACCCCCGUCCGAAAAACGAUUUACUGCGAUACGCAGGCCAUCAAAAAGAGGCCUACACAAUAACCAUCUCCGCCUCUCAUCUUCCUCGCUCAUCCUUACCCUCACACACAACAUCAACAGUAUCUUCCACCUCUCCCAUCUCAACAAUAACUCCUCACGUCCCUUUCCCCACAAAGCGCCAGGUUCCAGCCAUUGAUAAGAUCAAAUACGCAUACACCAAGACCGCACUCCUCUUCGCUAUCUCUAUCCUGAUUACUUGGGUCCCUGCAUCGGUAAAUCGGGUUUACGGGUUGAGGUAUCCCCGUGAACCGAGUUUUGCAUUGAACGUUGGAAGUGCGGUUGUUCUGCCGCUGCAGGGAUUUUGGAAUAGUGUGAUAUUCUUUGGGGGGAGUCUGGGCGUUUUGAGGAGAUUAGUAAAGAGGAAGAGAGAGGGGAUGGGUAGGAAAAGCAGUGCGGUGGGUUUUGUGAAUUUGGAGAUGAGGAGGGAGGGGAGGAGUGGAGAUUUCAAGGAGCAUGAAAAUAUCGAUGACAAUAAUGAUUGCAGAGGAAGUGGGGGAAAAGAGGAAGAGGUUCGAAGAUGA
Molecule: messenger RNA, 1454 nt
Organism: Hymenoscyphus albidus
Lineage: Eukaryota; Fungi; Ascomycota; Leotiomycetes; Helotiales; Helotiaceae
Source: the annotation of a GenBank genome assembly